AUGAGCCGGCUCUGCCUGUCCAUCGCUCUUCUGGUCCUCCUUGGCACCCUGGUGGACGGCACCCCAGGGGGUAAACACAAGAGCCAUGCCAGAGGUUCUCAGCCUGCCUUCUGCCUGGAGCCUCAUUACACGGGUCCCUGCGGGGCCUGGAAGGUCAGGUACUUCUACAACGCCAAGUCUGGACAGUGCGACAUCUUUGUAUAUGGCGGCUGCUUUGCGAAGAAGAACAACUUCCUGACAGCAGAGGACUGCGUGAAGACCUGCGGUGGUCAUGUGGGGACGCACGGAUGGGAACACUGA
This is a messenger RNA of Mesoplodon densirostris (Blainville's beaked whale), 300 nucleotides long. Its product is annotated as serum basic protease inhibitor-like. The coding region runs from base 1 to 300 and encodes 99 amino acids. The record is from RefSeq and is a predicted model, not a curated record. NCBI's taxonomy places the organism in Eukaryota, Metazoa, Chordata, Mammalia, Artiodactyla, Ziphiidae. Gene Ontology annotation, molecular function: serine-type endopeptidase inhibitor activity. The transcript is spliced from 3 exons.